This is a messenger RNA of Fusarium redolens, 545 nucleotides long. RefSeq lists its product as uncharacterized. Bases 159 to 485 code for a protein of 108 amino acids. The record is from RefSeq and is a predicted model, not a curated record. NCBI's taxonomy places the organism in Eukaryota, Fungi, Ascomycota, Sordariomycetes, Hypocreales, Nectriaceae. The transcript has a single exon.
UUGCAAACUCGAGUAAAAUGUCGAUGCUGGUCGUAGGCGAAAAUAAGAUGUUUUUCUGUUCAGGAACAGAGUGUGUUGCUUACGAGUUCGGGCGUCGAAUCGAUAAUCAGAGAAAUCGGUAAUCCGUGAUUGUUGGGGCAAGAUCGUAAUAUGGAUGGAUGGGCGAACCCCUAGUGAUUUGGGGUUGGUUUGGUUUGGUUUGGUUUUGGAUGGUACGGAGUAGACGCACGCGAACACAGCGGGCACAGUCGGCAAGCCAAGCAGGCCAGGCAGGUCGGUCAAUGGAAAAACGAGACGGGACGAGCGAGACGGUCAGGGUCCUGUGUUGUCAGAUAACCCCUGGUCCAGGUGCGUGUUCGCAGCUAAAAGGUGUGUACUGCGUAUGUGUGCGUGUGGCAAGUGAAGAAGAAAAGAGAUUACAAUUUUCGUAUAGGUCAAAGGUAAGGUAUGAGGGGGAUAAGGAAGGGAUGAUGAUAAGAGGAUGAGGAGAAAUAGAAUAGGUAGGUAGCGAGGCAAAGAGUUAGAUGGGAUUGAUUGAUUGAUGC